Messenger RNA from Sus scrofa (pig), 3377 nucleotides. It is a transcript of the gene KLHL35, whose product is annotated as kelch like family member 35. The record is from RefSeq and is a predicted model, not a curated record. NCBI's taxonomy places the organism in Eukaryota, Metazoa, Chordata, Mammalia, Artiodactyla, Suidae. Gene Ontology annotation, molecular function: protein binding.
ACCCUCUCGUGGCGACCCUUCCACAAACCCGGCCUCCUAAGCCUCCCUAGGGCAGGUUACGCAGGUCCCUGCCUCACCAUCGCCAUGUGGCACAUGGCUUUCACUCAGAAACCCCUCUCGAGUUCACAGCAACCCAGCAAGACAGGCGGUGCAGGAAUGGCGAUAGCUCCUGCGGAGAUGAAGAGCCAGCGCUAAGGGCACAGUGACUGCGCUGCAUGGCAAGUCCCAGGACCAGGCCCCAGGUGCCACAGAGUCCAUCGAGGUUCUGGUCGGGGCAACCUCCUGCCAAACUACUGCCCUUUUCCAUGAAGGCGAAUGCCCUCACCCACCCCCCACACUAGGCCCUGUGGCCCUUCAGAGGCAGCAAAUGAUCAGACAGCUGCCUGUGGAGCUGCCUCCCUCUGGCUGCAGGCCAGCCCAGCCCAGAGCUGCCUUGUUCUCUCCCAGCCCACCCCCACCACCCCAGGCCAGCCCAGUACCAUCAUGCCUGCCUCACUGCAUCCCCUCCGGGCUGGUACACUGUCAAGUCAAAAACACCGUACCACAGGUGCAGGACCACAGGCUGCCCCCACACACGUCUGUAAGACAAGUCCCCUGUCCUGGGCAGACAGCCCCUUCUCACACCCAGAAACGGACAAUCACAGAGAGAUGCAGACACAGAGACAGAACACACAAGGCAUGUAACCGGAUACAUGAGGUCCCAAAGUGACAUGUCUGCUGUCAAGCAGGAACAGACACAGCACGGAGUUUCAAGGAGGCAAAAGGGAAGAAACCUAGACCUCUAAGCUGUGCAGUUACAUUCCUACACCUACAGCUACUCAAUCACACCCGGCCCAGUGCCACAGAGUCACUCCCAGACUCACAUCCAGGUACCCGGAACACCUGCAAGCACAUAUGCCCUCACGUCCAGGUAUCAUUCAGGGGCGCAGCCAGCACCAGUCACCCCCGAUUCAGGCACACGCAUCCCAGGGUCGCUCACAAUCCCACACCUACUCUCGCCUCUUCCCUCCCCCUCAUCCCAGGGCUGGUCCAAGAGUAGAACAAAAGCCCAGCGUCCCCUCCUCCCUUCCCCCUUAACUCUCCCCUCCCCACUCGCCUGGCGUCCAGCCCCUUUGUCCUCCUGCAGCUGAGCCUGAGUCCAGGCAGAGUGGCAGGGACAUUGAGCCCGGGCUGCUGGAGUACAGGCAGCAGCACAGACAGGAGUGGUCAGCAAGGAAGCAGCAGCUGCAGAGUGCCUGGGAGAGGUCAUGGCCAGGAUGCUGGAGGGCCCAGUGCCGGAGGAGUCAGAGCAGGCCUCCGAGACGCCGUGCGCGGGGUCCUGCCACGCGCAGCGCGUCCUGCAGACCCUCAAUGCUUACCGGCGGAGCGGCACCCUUACGGACGUGGUGCUGCGUGCGGGGGGUUGCGACUUUCCAUGCCACCGUGCCGCGCUUAGCGCAGGGAGCACAUACUUCCGUAGCCUGUUCAGGGCUGGGGAGCCACAGCAGGGCCUGACAGUGGUGCCAGGCGUGGGUCCGGCGGGGACCGCGACCGCGGCGGCGCUGGCCGUGGUGCUGGACUACAUGUACGGCGCUGGCGCGCGGCUGCGCACGGAGGAAGAGGCGGCCGCGGUGCUGGCGCUGGCCGAGCGGCUGGGCGUGGCGGGCCUGCGCGAGGCCUGUGCACGCUUCCUCGAGGGCCGCCUGCGUGCUGCCAACAGCCUGGCGCUGCGCCGCGUGGCCGCUGCCUUCUCGCUCGCUUCCCUGGCUGAGCGCUGUGGCCGCGUGUUGCGCCAGGCCUUCACCGAGGUGGCGCGCCACGCGGACUUCUUGGAACUGGCGCCCGAUGAGGUGGCGGCACUGCUGGCAGACCCGGCACUGGGCGUGGUGCACGAGGAGGCCGUGUUCGAAGCGGCCAUGCGCUGGGUGCGCCAUGACGCGCCGGCACGCCGGGGACAGCUGCGGCGCCUGCUGGAGCACGUGCGCCUGCCCCUGCUGGCGCCCGCCUACUUCCUGGAGAAGGUGGAGGCCGACGACCUGCUGCAGGCUUGCGGCGAGUGCCGCCCGCUGCUGCUCGAGGCCCGGGCCUGCUUCAUCCUGGGCCGUGAGGCCAGCGUGCUGCGGGCCCGGCCUCGGAGGUUCAUGGACCUGGCUGAAGUGAUUGUGGUCAUUGGUGGCUGUGACCGCAAGGGGCUCCUGAAGCUGCCCUUCGCUGAUGCCUACCAUCCAGAGAGCCAGCGCUGGACCCCACUGCCCAGCUUACCCGGCUACGCACGCUCAGAGUUCGCCAGCUGUGCUCUCCGCAAUGAUGUCUACAUCUCUGGAGGCCACAUCAACAGCCGUGACGUGUGGAUGUUUAGCUCCCAUCUGCACACCUGGAUCAAGGUGGCCUCACUGCACAAGGGCAGGUGGAGGCACAAGAUGGCGGUCGUGCAGGGGCAGCUGUUCGCGGUGGGUGGCUUUGACGGCCUGCAGCGCCUGUGCAGUGUGGAGCGCUACGACCCCUUCUCCAACACCUGGGCAGCAGUGGCCUCACUCCCUGAGCCGGUGAGCUCUGCUGCUGUGGCGCCCUGUGCCGGACGGCUCUACGUGAUCGGGGGCGCCGGGCAGGAUGGCAUCAGCACCAACAAGGUGCAGUGCUUUGACCCCAAGGAGGACCAGUGGAGCCUGCGGUCACCAGCCCCCUUCUCGCAGCGAUGUCUUGAGGCUGUCUCCCUAGAGGAUACCAUCUAUGUGGUUGGGGGCCUCAUGAGCAAAAUCUUCACCUACGACCCUGGCACAGAUGACUGGGGGGAGGCGGCUGUCCUCCCCAGCCCUGUGGAGAGCUGUGGCGUGACUGUGUGUGACGGGAAGGUCCACAUCCUUGGCGGGCGGGAUGACCGCGGGGAAAGCACCGACAAGGUCUUUACCUUUGACCCCAGCAGUGGGCAGGUGGAGGCCCAGCCAUCCCUGCAGCGCUGCACCAGCUCCCACGGCUGUGUUACCAUCAUCCAGAGUCUGGGCAGGUGACUCGCACUUGAGCCAGAAGGCAGGAGGGAGAACUCAGGCUCACCACGUCUCCCCCUCAUAGCACCUCCGUGUAAACAGCCUCUUAACUGACUACCCCUUUUCCUGCAGAAAUAAAACUUCCUUCAAAGGUUGGGUCUGUGUUCCAGCUUAAGCCUCCUUUGCCUGGAGAAGUAAUGCCCAGUAUCUGCUCCCUACUCUGACUCUUUAUAAAGCAUCUUCCUAUGUUACCUCAGUUUACUUUCAUAAGAGCAGUAUGGACGUCUUAUGAAAUAGUUCAUGCAGAAAAAGGAAAAAUAAUUUUGUAUUGUUUAAGAUUAUAAUAAAACGCAAAUCAAAACUACAGUGAGGUACCACCUCACACUGGUCAGCACGGCCAUCAUUAACAAGUCU